Molecule: messenger RNA, 4902 nt
Organism: Ctenopharyngodon idella (grass carp)
Lineage: Eukaryota; Metazoa; Chordata; Actinopteri; Cypriniformes; Xenocyprididae
Gene: zbtb22b
Product: zinc finger and BTB domain containing 22b
Exons: 4
Coding region: 450-2483 (677 amino acids)
Biological process (GO): regulation of transcription by RNA polymerase II
Molecular function (GO): protein binding; DNA-binding transcription factor activity, RNA polymerase II-specific; RNA polymerase II cis-regulatory region sequence-specific DNA binding
Source: RefSeq, a predicted model, not a curated record
UCCUCAUGAUUAGUCAAUUUUCGCAGUUAAAUAAGCUUAGAAAGUACAAGAAAAUUUUGUAAAAAAUUAUACCAUGAGACAAAUUCUAGGUAAAAUGGUUUUAAAAAUAGUAUAGCUACUGUGACAUGUCAUUAACUGCUCGAAUAUUGCUGAAGGCAAAUGUUAACACGGCAAUUUUUGUAAGUGGUACAUGGCUAUAAAUUCUAUAGUUUCUGGUGCUCUGAAACAGCACUUGUUGCCAUGACAAUAGAAAAUGGGAUCCAGUGUUUGGUUCCUUUUUUAGUCGGCCGAGUCUAGAGCAGCUGUCUGGGAUUUCUUAAAGGUAAAACCAGACUCCAAACCAGAUGUCAGUCCACCAUUACGCUCGGCAUUCCCGAACGGUGGGAAACAUCGAUUUAUCAUAAUGAAAAUCCCGCUUUUGAGUGCCUGACGGAGAUAUUUAAAUCGGAAUGCAGUCGGCCACAGCGGACCAAGGCUAUGGUGACUCCGUGGGUUCGGCCACUGGUUCAGUGGUGCAGGUGAGCUUCCCCAGCGUGCAGACAUCAGUGCUGGACAGCCUGAAUCGGCAGCGUGAAGAAGGUCAUCUCUGCGACCUCUCCAUCCACGUUCAGGGCCAGGUGUUCAAGGCCCACCGAUGUGUGCUGGCUGCAUCGUCACCUUACUUCCAUGACCAGGUGCUGCUGAAGAACAUGUCCACUGUCUCCAUCCCUGCCGUCAUGGACCCCCUGGCCUUUGAGAGUGUCCUCAGUUGUGCGUACACUGGCCAGCUGCGAAUGCUCCGCGAAGACAUUGUUAACUACCUCACCGUUGGCAGUGUGCUUCAAAUGUGGCACAUUGUGGACAAAUGCACUGAGCUUCUCAGAGAGGGCAGGGGAGGUUCCAGUGGAGCUCAGGGAUCUGGAGACAAGGAGAAUGCAGGACACAGCGGCAGCGGCAACAAGGUCACCCAAGCGGACGGAGGAGACGCACCUUCUACUCCUCAACCUCCCAGUCGACCUUCCUUCAGCGAGAGCCAGUCCCCAAGCAGCACCAAUUACUUCAGUCCUAGAGACGCAAACUUUGGCGGGGCCAUGGUGACAACCGGAGCAGUAGGAGAGGGUGCCGUACACUCCACCCCGACCUACUGCAUGCCCUCAGGUGGAGAGGAAGGUUUCAUGAUUGAAGAAGAUGAAGACGACGACGACGAGCUCUUGUUUCCCAGGAAAAGUGAUCGGGGAGGCAAGCGCAAGGGCUCGACCUCCGUCUCCGAUCAAGAGGUUGGUGUAAGCGACAGCUUUGGAGUUUCAUCGUAUCAAGAUGGAGAUUCCUCACCAAACCAGAAGCGGCCGUCGUACAGUCAGCCGAGCAUUAUGCCCAGAAAACAGUGGGUGGUGGUGAAGACGGAGCACUCGAGAGACGACGACCUGAUUGUGGUGUCAGGAGGAGAGGAAGGAGGUGACGAUGAGGAGGAACGAGAGAUGGAGAUGGUCAGAGAGAGGGACAGGACAUUUAACAUAUCAAAUGUUAGGACCCUCUCUGGACUCAGAGAAAAUGCUGAAAUGGAGGCACAGGUUGACUAUUGCCAGUCCUCGGAAGACUACCUCAAGUUUGAGAGGGGUUUGAUUGACCAGACAUCCUCUCAACACCCUCCUGAGAAUCCCGGUCAGUGCCCCAACAGGGCCGUAUCCGCCCUUCUCGGCUCGGUUCAGUCAACGGCCGCCAGAGCUCAGCUUUUCCCUCUGGAUAUGCAAGGAAACCAGAUUCUUCUGUACAAUCAAGCCGCCCUGGAGUCUACAUCUCCAUUAGGGCUUGCAGGAGGUAUGUCCGGGGUGUCUCUAAAAGGGAGCCUCGAACAUGGAGCGGUACACUUACCCGGCCAAGGUGCACUGGGUAGCGGCAUGGAAGGAUUAGACGGUGGUAUGGCUGGCAAUUCAGGCAAGGUCUUCAUGUGUCAUUGCGGGAAGACAUUCACACACAAGAGCAUGCGGGACCGCCACAUCAACAUGCACCUGGACUUGCGGCCCUUCCACUGCCCCGUCUGCGCCAAGAAAUUCAAGAUGAAGCAUCACCUCACAGAGCACAUGAAGACCCACACCGGUCUGAAACCCUACGACUGCCACGGCUGCGGGAAGAAGUUCAUGUGGCGCGACAGCUUCAUGAGGCAUCGCUCGCAUUGCGAGAGACGCAGCAAGGGUGACGGAAGAGCGGGAUCCGAAAGAUCGGUCAUCUCUCCGCCACAUCAUCUGAAGCUCUCAUCAGCCAGCGAGUCCAAUCAAGGUAGUGUUGGCACCAGGAGCGGGAUUCCCGUUUUGUCUCCGCAACAUUCCAUUAGCAGCAACGGCGUCUCGUGUCUCAGCAUGGGAGCACCAGGGUCUCUUCUAGGAAUCAGUUCUCAAAGUGGGCCGCACAGCCUUGGAUCUGGCGUUCUGGGCAUUGGUGGUAAUCGUAAUGGGGGUGUGGAGGAAGUCUGUGAGGGUAACGUUGACGAAAGCAGCGUCACAUAGGCUGUUUCCUCCCAAGACCACCAUCCCGCAAAACCUGAACACUUGUCUUUGGUUUCAAAGGGACCAUGUGCACAAUUGUCUGAUUCUUUACCUCAUGUCGGUGAGUGCGCCAUACAAGAUGUCCCAUGUGUGCAACGACCAAGUGCCCAUUGCUAGCUCACGUAUGUAUCUACUUAAAGACCAGGCUGCUAUGGUGACUGUCAAAACCGUAUUCCAGCCAGGAAUUACGGGUCUGUCGCCAUCACGUUCAAGCUGCCUCACUAGCACAGAACAUUUGUUCACGGUUGCUCUGAAGUGCCAUUCUGUUAUGUUGUACAGAGUUGUACAUUACUGUAACUCAUUUGGUCCGUCUUGAUGUGAAGUUAUAUUGUACUCACUCAACUAUAUACAGUAUACUCACUUCAAAGGUCGGUAACACUUGAUUUUACAGUGUCAUUGUUACAUACGUUACAUGUAGAUACUAUAGUAAUAACUAUAAAUUAUGCAUAAUUACAUGCAACUAACCCUAAACCAAAUCAAACCCUAAUCCUAACCCUAUAAUAAGUACAUGUAGUUACUUAAUAUUACUCGGUACUUAAAGGGCUAGUUCACCCAAAAAUGAAAAUUCUGUCAUUAAUUAUUCACCCUCAUGUCGUUACAAACCCGUACGACCUUCAUUCAUCUUCGGAACACAAUUUAAGAUAUUUUUGAUGGAAUCCGGAGUUUUCUGACCUCCAUAGACAGCAAUUUAAUAACCACUUUUCAAGCCCAGAAAGGUAAAGACUCCUUUAAAAAUAUCUUAAUUUGUGUUCCGAAGAUGAACAAAGGUCUUACAGGUCUGGAACAACAUGAGGGUGAGUACUUAAUGACAGAAAUUUCAUUUUUUGGGUGAACUAACCCUUUUGAAUGUAUAAUUACAGUGACAAAGACACCUUAAAAUAAAGUGUAACCCAAAGGUUUAAUGUUUUGAUUUCUAAAAUAAGAGAUAAGAUUAUAGCUUCCUCUGCACUUUGGUAUCUUACGGCCCCUUCACACCAAGGAUGAUAAUUGGAACUAUAAAGGCUUGUUCACACCAAAGAUAACUAUACCAAUAACUAUUACUAUAAAGUUUUAAUAAUUGCUCUAAGAGAAUAGCGAAGUUCCCACCACAAUUAUAAUGAUAACGCCAUGAGAAAUAAUAUCUUUGAAAUCACUUUCCAAAUACCUUUUUACAGCUGAUGAACGAUAAAAACAUUUUACAGCCAAUUUUAAAGAGCGUUAGCAUUUCACAAGUUCACACUUACAUAAUUUACAUAAGAUAUAUUUGGUGUGCUGUCCAAGCGGAGGGCUCCGAUUUUAGCCCAAACCUAGAGUAUUCCCCCGGUAUCCUUGGAUAGGAUAGUAACCAGUUGAGAGUGAGGAAUUGGGUUGGUGGGGCAAAAAACUGUCGAGGAACAUAGGUGAGUAGACUAUGUCUAUAUAUGCCUCCUCUCGUGCUGAUUGGAUAGGUAAUUUGAACGUGUUCCUCCUGAACUUUGUUAAUAAAACACUAAAGUGGCAGAUGAUAAAACCGCAACACACUUAUAAUUAACAGAACACUAUCGUUAUCAUUAUAGUCAGCUUUUUUGGUGUGAACAGGCCUUAAAGCUUUAAUAAUCAUUCUAAUUCUAUGAAAACGUCCACACCACAACUAUAAUGACGGCACAGAGCAACAAUACCUUUGGAAUCACUUUCAGAACAAUUUCUUUUCCAGUUGAAGAACAAUAAAAAUGUUGACAGCCAAUCAGAAUCCACCUGACUUUGAAGAGUUGCACAUUUCAGGCAGAUGACAUAACUGCAGUGUGUGCUUAUAAUAAAUAGGUUGUGUGUUGGUGUGGAUGCUAAUAUAGUUAUCGUUCUUGGUGUGAUUGGACCUGUACAGCUUGUAGGGCAGGGAUGCGCAGGGUUUUUUAGGUAGUUGGAUCACUAAAUGAAUCAACUCACAGGGCAGUUUGGCUUUACUGUAUGUCCUUUUACCUAUUAAUCCACGAGAAACAUUGUCAUCCCCAUAUUCAGAUUAUUGGUCAACACGACAUAAGCACCUAGCAUCCAACUACUGAACUCCUGCGGUAUUUUUGAUGUAGCCUAUAGUGUGCCAAUAGUGAUAGUUUACAUGUUUGCCUUCCAUGAAGGCUGAGUUGCAUUGUCUUGAAAAUAGAAACGAAUCGAUGAAAAGCUUGAAUGAAGUAUGCAAAUGACGUGACAAAUUAGCAUGAAUGUCUGCAACUGCCAAGACCGUUUAAGACCUAUGAAAGUGAUUCAAUGGAUCCUGAUUGGGAUCCAUUUAGACUGUUUGGAUACGCAAAUACAGUGAUCAGUAGUUGCCUUGUACCACAGAUGAAUAUUUUGACCACGAAAACCAUAUACCUCAAAUGUUUGUGCAACUAUUCAAUAUAUUACAAUAAAUAAACCCGGAUCUGGA